Messenger RNA from Nematolebias whitei (Rio pearlfish), 672 nucleotides. RefSeq lists its product as uncharacterized. Bases 1 to 624 code for a protein of 207 amino acids. NCBI's taxonomy places the organism in Eukaryota, Metazoa, Chordata, Actinopteri, Cyprinodontiformes, Rivulidae. The transcript is spliced from 8 exons. The record is from RefSeq and is a predicted model, not a curated record.
AUGGAGACCCAGAGGUUGAAGAGGAAGGUUGGAGCUCUCAUAGACGAUUACAUCGGACUGAAGCUCAGAGAAAAGUCUUUUGAUCCAACGGGGACGGGGACCUCCACCAUCAUAGACGACUUGGCUCAUUACGACCUGGCCGUCAGCGUCGCUCUGUGGUGGCUGAACAGAAACCAGGGACGGGACGAGCGCCACGUGGACGUCAUCAGGGCUUCUAACAACCUGGGAAUCUACCAGUAUCCUAACUGGUUAGAGCGGGAGGCGCUCAUCUUGUCAUCCUUUGCUGGAAUUCUCAUGAGCAGCCUUCCAAUGGAAGAAAUCUUGGGUCUGUACAAAAGUAAACCUGUCGCUUCGUACCCCGACCACAUGUCCAAGGGCUCGAUCGUUCACCCCUUCACCCUGUCCUACCAUCCUCUCGCCAUGCUCGGCUCCUACAAGGCUGUUCAUCACUCCAAGAAGCACAAUCUGAAGCUGAAGCGGUGGCUGUCUGAGCGGGAAAAGACAACAGCCCCACCUGGACGGGUGUCAACGCCGUCCUCGUCUCAGUCCUUCCUGUUCGACAGCAAGGGUCAGCAGGAAACACCUGAGCUCUGCGGACCUUCACCAGAGUCUGCAGACGACUGAACAUGUUGUCCUCAGACGUGGACGUGUGUCCCAGAGGAGAAACUCCAG